This is a messenger RNA of Vairimorpha ceranae, 606 nucleotides long. RefSeq lists its product as hypothetical. The transcript has a single exon. NCBI's taxonomy places the organism in Eukaryota, Fungi, Microsporidia, Nosematidae. The coding region runs from base 1 to 606 and encodes 201 amino acids. The record is from RefSeq and is a predicted model, not a curated record.
AUGGCAUAUUUACUUGAAAGAGAUAAUAGUCCACGAUGUACUUUAGAAGGUAGUAAAAAAGAACAAUUCACACAGAAACACUUUACAGAUCUAAUACACGAUUCUCACUCACGAAAUAAUGAUUAUUAUAUAGGACGAGUUCAAACAUCUUUAACAGACAAAAAUGAAUUUUAUUGUUACGAUGCUCGACAACUUUGCAAAUAUCUUUUUGAAAUGGUGAUUUCAACUGAAGGAAGAAAAAUUCGUAUUAAAAAUUUUAAAGAUCCUAUAAGUCAAGAAAAUAUUGAUGAAAUCCAUUUUUUUAGAUUGAAGUAUGAUUCUGAUGAGCCUUUGCGAGCAGAAUAUGUAGGUAAUCAUAAGAACUUUCUUGAAAGUAAUAGCUUACGUUCUAAAAUUUUUUAUUCAGAAGAUGCACUUGAUGCUUUAUCUGUUAAUUUUCAAUUUAAUAGUGUCAAAAAAACAAACUUAAUUGAAAAGAAAAAGCUAUAUUCUUUUUUAAUACUUCUAUUUCUAGGUAUUAUUGUGUUCAGUAGUGUUGUUUUAUUAAUUGAAAAAAAGAAGUCAAGCAGAAAAUUCAAUGAUCAGAUUAAAUUUAAAUCUAAAUAA